Messenger RNA from Ectocarpus sp. CCAP 1310/34, 543 nucleotides. NCBI's taxonomy places the organism in Eukaryota, Phaeophyceae, Ectocarpales, Ectocarpaceae. The record is from the annotation of a GenBank genome assembly.
AUGGCUAUCGGAUUAGCAGUCCGGGCGGGCGACAUAGGCUACCACGAUGACGGCCCACUUCAAGUCGCAUACAUACUUUUGCGGCCAUGUGCUAUGUUCGAGGUUGCAAUGAUAGCCGAAUAUUGGGUGGAGAGCUUGCCUUCGCAGAUACUCACUCCCGACAGUUUUGCGGGAAAGCUGAGAAACGCAUCGGAAACGAGCAGCCUCUUCGUGGUCAUCGGAGUUGCCAACGGAGGGCUUGUAUCGUUGCUUGGCGUGAUGACGUUCUUCGCUCGGACUUGGCCCCAGCAGGCGGCCGACAUUUUUGUUGUCGGCGGCAUCCUUACCGCGGGUUCACCUUCGUCGAGGACUUUCUAUUCCAAGGCCAAGAGGAAUCUGUGGAUACAAGCCGCGGCGUUGAGCGGUGUGGGCUGCUUCCCUAUGCUCGUUAUCGCCAUAAAGCUCCUCACCAUGGCUGGACGAAGUACCCCUAUCAUCCUAGAGACACUGCAGGUACCGCACCGACCGUUCGAGAAAAGAGCCCUCGGAAACCGAUCAAAGUAA